Messenger RNA from Mercurialis annua (annual mercury), 1101 nucleotides. RefSeq names its product serine/threonine-protein kinase WNK8-like. The transcript has a single exon. Gene Ontology annotation, molecular function: ATP binding; protein serine/threonine kinase activity. The record is from RefSeq and is a predicted model, not a curated record. Gene Ontology annotation, biological process: intracellular signal transduction; protein phosphorylation. Gene Ontology annotation, cellular component: cytoplasm. Lineage: Eukaryota; Viridiplantae; Streptophyta; Magnoliopsida; Malpighiales; Euphorbiaceae. The coding region runs from base 1 to 1101 and encodes 366 amino acids.
AUGUUGUCCGGGAAAGCAAUUAUGCGUCUUCUAAGCAAAAAAGGUAAAUCAAGAUCGAAAUCACGAGUUCAUUCCGCAAAUUUGUCGGUCGGAUCGUCAGGAAAUGCAGUAGAGAAAGAUCCGACCGGAAGAUUUAUACGAUACAGCGAAAUGUUGGGUCGAGGAGGAUCGAAAAUCGUGUACAGGGGUUUCGAUAAAGUUGAUCGUAUUGAAGUUGCUUGGUGUCAGAUUAUUAUCAAUCCUGAAAAAUUCGACAUGCUUUUGUCGGAAGUUAAUUUACUCAAGUCCUUAGAUCAUGACAGGGUCGUCAGGUUUUUUCACUAUUGGAUUAAUAAAAAGAAGACGACUCUGAACAUGAUUACCGAAUUAUUUCCUGCAGGAUCUUUAAAGGAUUACUGUAUGAAGAAUCGCGAGUUUCUUAGCACCCAAUUAAUCAAGAAUUGGGCCAGGCAGAUUCUGACAGGAUUAACCUAUUUGCAUAGCAAUCGUAUAGUUCAUCGUGAUUUGAAGUGCGAUAAUCUUUUGGUUACCGAAGAGGGACAUCUGAAAAUUGGAGAUUUCGGAAUAGCAGUCGUUAUGAAUCAGAGUCAGAAUUUGCUUCCGAGCAUUGUGACGGGCACUCCUGAGUUUAUUGCUCCUGAGAUUUAUCAGGAAGGUGGCGAAUUUAAUGAGCUUGUCGAUAUUUAUGCUUUCGGGUUGUGCAUACUCGAGAUGGUUACUGGGGAAUAUCCGUAUAGCGAAUGCAAGGACAUGGGAGAGAUACGUAACAAAGUUUGUUUAGGUUUAAAACCCGAUUCUCUUGAGAAAGUGAAAGAUCAACAAGUUCAGGAAUUUAUCGAGAAGUGUAUUGUUCCGGCUUCCGAGAGAUUGUCAGCAAUUGAGCUCCUGAAAGACCCGUUUCUAGAAACUAAGAAUUUUUCAAAGAAAGUUAAUUCUGAGUCUAUUUCUGUUUACUUUUCAAGUGAUGAUGUAGAUUUUUCUUUAAUUUCUGAGAUGCUUGAUGCCUUGAAAAUGGACGGCUAUGAUCGAAAUUGUAAAUAUUACAAUCGAUAUUACAGUCAGGUUUGGCAAGACAGAUCAAAGAUGACAGCAGUCUUUUGA